CAGCUCCCCUCCCCUCAGCUCUGCUGUCAUGGGAUCUGGAAACUGCUCGAGUCACAAUCUGCAAGUGCCUCUACAGCUGAUGAGUGUGAACACACGUGGGUGUGUGCAGGGCCUAUAAAGUCGGCGUGGACAGCUCGGCAUGGGAGGGUGCACCGCCGGGUUCCUGCUCUCUGCGCAGCCGUGCUGUCGUGAUGGGGCUCCAGGCUGGGACACACCAGCUCCACCGGGACCUUGUCCUCCUGCCCACCGUGGUGGCGAUGCUUCUCCUCUGUGCCAAUGCCGGCCCAGCCGUACCCACUGCCAGCCCCCGGAGUGCCUCAGGGUUCCCCCCAGACUGCAGCCGCCUCCGCAAGAACAGCCCCAGCGGGGUGUACGUCAUCCAGCCGGCUCGGUCCCCCCCGCGCGUGGUCUGGUGCGACAUGGACACCGAAGGCAAGGGCUGGACUGUUGUCCAGAGAAACUCUCAUGACACUGAGCUCAACUGGAAGCAAUCCUGGACCACCUACAAGUACGGCUUUGGGAACGUGCACGCCGAUUACUGGCUGGGCACCGAGUACCUGCACCUGCUGACCCAGCAGGGCACCUACAAGGUGCGCUUUGUCGUGCGGGACAAAACCAACACCACCCACUUCGCCGAGUACGACAUCUUCAGGGUGGAGAGCGAGGACAGCGGGUACCCACUGAGGCUGGGCCGGCAUUCUGGCGAUGGGGACGACUACCUGACCCUCUACCACCCCAAGAAGGGGGGCAUUCACGACAACAUGAAGUUCAGCACGGUCGACAAGGACCAGGACCAGUACAGUGGGAACUGCGCCAAGAGCUACGGCGGGUGGUGGUACAACAGGUGCCAGAACGUCCUGCUCAAUGCCAAAAACUACAUCGUUUGGCCAGGAUUCUGCGACAGCGGUGACUGCGCAUCCUCCCUCAUCCUGGUCAAACCCACAGACGUGUGCUGACCCUGCUGCAGUGCCCAGAACCCCGGCAGUGGGGGGGUGCCACCAUCCCCAACUCAGUGCCCCGUUCCCAUGCCUGCCCACUGUCCCCUGCAAGUCCCAGUGCACGUCCUGCUCUGCUCGCAGCUCCUGCACCCU
Molecule: messenger RNA, 1091 nt
Organism: Neopelma chrysocephalum (saffron-crested tyrant-manakin)
Lineage: Eukaryota; Metazoa; Chordata; Aves; Passeriformes; Pipridae
Product: fibrinogen-like protein 1-like protein
Exons: 3
Coding region: 192-956 (254 amino acids)
Source: RefSeq, a predicted model, not a curated record